AUGGCGGGAGGCAGGGUCACCGGGGGAGGUACUCUUCCAGAGGUUUGCGGCCCCCUUCAGGGAGGUCGAGGCUGGUCAGCGACUAGGCUCCAGGUGCCCUGGGUAGCCGAGGAGAGUCCCCAGCUGGGGCGGGCGAGGGCGGGGGCGCGGGCUGCAGGAGGGCCUACGCGGGGGGAGGAGGCGCCGGGGCGCAGGGCGGCGGCGAGGCGGGUGGGCGCCGCGGGGCCCAGAGCCCCAGAGGCGGCCAGCAGGGCCGCGGCCAGAACCGCCCGCAGGGCACACGGGCCAGGCGCAGCCAGCGCCAGCGGGGCCCUGCCCCCACCGCCCGAACCCCGGCUCGGGCCUGAGGCCCCGCCGCCGCAGGCCGCCGCCGCCGCCGCUCGGGCCGCCGCCGCAUCCCUGCGGGGAGCCGAACGUGCCCCACGCCCCGGCCCGAUCCGGAUCCCGAUCCCGCGGCCCCGCGCCCGCAGCCCUCCCCGAGCCCCCGCCCCCGCCCGAGCCCAACGCCUGACCCCGCCCCCCGCCGAAACCGCCUCCAGCCCCGCCCCUCCCCGCCCCUCCGCCGGCCUUCACCCGAGCCCAGGUCCAACCCCUGCCCCACGAAGCGGGCGCCAGCCCCCCCGCCCCCCCAAACCCGGCCUUCACCCCGAGCCCGACCGCCCUCCCUCCCUCCUACUGGAGCCCCGCCCCCUCGGUUCCAGGCCCCUCGGUCCCCAGUCCAGCCCCGGGGCCCCGAAACCGAGCCCCCCAACCUUUCCCCCGGCCUCCAACCUCGGGCUCCAUCCCUCAGUCUGA
Molecule: messenger RNA, 795 nt
Organism: Sarcophilus harrisii (Tasmanian devil)
Lineage: Eukaryota; Metazoa; Chordata; Mammalia; Dasyuromorphia; Dasyuridae
Product: basic proline-rich protein-like
Exons: 2
Coding region: 1-795 (264 amino acids)
Source: RefSeq, a predicted model, not a curated record